Molecule: messenger RNA, 510 nt
Organism: Triticum turgidum subsp. durum (durum wheat)
Lineage: Eukaryota; Viridiplantae; Streptophyta; Magnoliopsida; Poales; Poaceae
Source: the annotation of a GenBank genome assembly
AUGGAAGAGGUUGAAAUGUUGUUUCCUGUGACUUCUCCAAUUCCAAAUGUCCCAAACUGGACUAUUGCAGGAGUAAUUUCUCAUGCAAAAAUUGAAGAAAAGAAGCCAAUUGAGCAACGGCACCUUGAAAGAAGAAAAAGUUUGUUCAAGUCACAUGCUGAUAAGGCAUUCAAGCAGAAGGACUAUAAGAUGGCAACAAAGUUCUAUGAUUUGGCAAUAGAGCAUGCAGAGAGUGCAACACUGUAUGCAAACAGGAGUCUUUGUAAACUGCUCAUGGAUGAUGGUGAAGGUGCUUUGUCAGAUGCUCUCAUGUGCAGAAUGCUGCGACCUGAUUGGGCAAAAGCUUGCUACCGUCAAGGUGCAGCUCACAUGCUACUCAAGGAGUAUAAACAAGCCUGUGAUGCUCUCUUGGACGCACAAAAUUUGGAUCCUGGGAAUGCCGAAAUCGAGGGUGAACUAUGGAAGGCUAGGGAACUCAUGAAGAACCCUCUGGGCAAAGGCGAGCAGUGA